GUGAAGCUGAGCUGAGUAAAAUGAACACGCUGCAUGCAAUCUCCUCAGACAUCAGAAGCUCAAGCAGAAUUCCGCCAUCCCAACUGAUAUAUCAACAAAGAAAGGAAAAGACAUGGGCGUUUUCUUCAAACCAGCCCACACACACACACACACACACACACACACACACACACACACUCCUCUGUGUCCCCUACUUAAGGCUAAUGCUCCUUGCUCUCAGUUGUCAAAUCCUGAUCUUUCCCACACAGACUCAUACAUAUGUCUGGACACAUUCAUGCUAGCAGCAUGCUACACAUUCUCUCAGGAUUACUGUCGCUCCUGCUGGACCUAGCCUUAAUUUCGGGUCAGACAGCAGAUAUCUCUCUGAUUAUAUCUGAAGAUGUGGUUAAGAACGGCGUGAACAUGCUUCAGAAUGCGUCACACAUUCCAGGUGUGAAUGGAAAGUUCUUUGAAGAAAAUAUCAAAGACAAUGUGACUUUUGAAGAUCAAGAGGAUUUCCAGGAUCAGGAGAAAAUACACCACUAUGGUCAAUGUAAUGAAACACUCUUAAGACAUUUUGGAAAAGAAAUCUGCUCAGACCAUUUUGAUUUGUUCAUGUCAGUCCUGGGGGAGGAGAACUGGUGCAACUGGGAGAUGAUGCUCAAUUCCUACCAUGAUCUGACCUACUGCUUGGAGCAGGUUUGUGCUGUAGUGGCGCAUUGUUAUUACCCAAACGCUGUUGUGCAGGAGAUGUUUGUGGAAGUCCAUAAGCAAUACUUCAGCUUGUGUGGAACUAAGGAAGAAGUUCUUCCAGAUGCCCCUGCAAGGGUUGUCCUGGUUCUCACCCUGCUGCCUGUCAGCGUCAUUCCCAUACUGGUUUAUAUGGUCAUCUGGAAGAGUAGCGUUAUUGACUGAAAAAGGCAAAGACACACAACGUCGUGCUAUUUUGCGCAGUUCGUUUGCAAUAGAGCAAAAAAAAAUAAAUAAAAUGAAAUGAAUAAAAUUGUAAAAGCAAUAUGCUGUAAUGUAAGUAAUGAAAUGGAUGUAUAUAUGGGAUGUCUGAAUUUACUGCUAUUAAAAUGUCCACUAGCAAGAAGUUGUAGUAAUAAUAAUAAUAAUAAUAAUAAUAAUAAUAACAAUAAUAAGGAUAAUAAUAACAA
Tachysurus vachellii is the source of this 1139-nucleotide messenger RNA. RefSeq names its product receptor activity-modifying protein 3-like. The record is from RefSeq and is a predicted model, not a curated record. Bases 259 to 894 code for a protein of 211 amino acids. Gene Ontology annotation, molecular function: coreceptor activity. The transcript is spliced from 6 exons. Gene Ontology annotation, biological process: G protein-coupled receptor signaling pathway; intracellular protein transport; receptor internalization. Gene Ontology annotation, cellular component: membrane; signaling receptor complex; cell surface. Lineage: Eukaryota; Metazoa; Chordata; Actinopteri; Siluriformes; Bagridae.